AUGUUGCGCCGCUGCUGGCAAGUCGCACCUCGCGUGGCGACCAACACCGCGAUGGUGGCCGGCGCAUUUGCCAGCACCCAGAAGCGUUUUCUGAAAAUAGCAAAGUCAGCGUUUGGCUUCUACUUGGCGCGCCGCGGGCAGCGGAAGUAUCCGUUGCACCGCAGGCCGCAUAUCAAAAACACACACUCAAUGAAUUUGAGUGCGCCAUACUUUUGGAGCUUUAUGACGGCGAAGAGCCAGACACUCUUCCUGCCGGAGGAGAAUUACAUCACCGGUGACUGGACGGGGAAGUUCUUUGUAUCAAAGCGGCAAGUAUACACCUUGCAGCAUGCCACUAGCGGGGCGAAGGUGCGCGUAAAGUCUUUUCCGUCUGUAUUUGAGUUCAACAGCCCGUCACGCUGGAACAUAGGGAAGGAGAUGAACACACUGACAAAGCCUCGCAUGGACCUUAUAGACGAGCAGAUGCUGACGAAGAAGCAACGCCUUGACUACGUCAAGGCUGGGUUGCUUCCCAAGUAA
Molecule: messenger RNA, 519 nt
Organism: Trypanosoma grayi
Lineage: Eukaryota; Euglenozoa; Kinetoplastea; Trypanosomatida; Trypanosomatidae
Exons: 1
Coding region: 1-519 (172 amino acids)
Source: RefSeq, a predicted model, not a curated record